AUCAGACUCCGACCCCGACUCGGUUCUUGAAGAACUGCGAAGAGGUGGGACUCUUCAACGAGCUGGCCAGCUCCUUCGAGCACGAGUUCAAGAAAGCUGCAGAGGAGGAUGAGAAAAAGGCAAGAGAUGAAGGGUCACGGAAAAAACGGAGCCGGGGGCAUCAGCCGGUGGAGGUGGAUUCCUCGCCGCCGGAUAGUCCUGCGUCUAAGCCGCCGUCGCCACAGAACAAGGAGAAGGAGAUCCCCUCCAAGCCCGUCAUCAUCUCGACGCCCACUCCCACCAUC
Pterocles gutturalis (yellow-throated sandgrouse) is the source of this 284-nucleotide messenger RNA. Its product is annotated as cyclic AMP-dependent transcription factor ATF-7-like. Gene Ontology annotation, molecular function: cAMP response element binding; DNA-binding transcription factor activity, RNA polymerase II-specific. Lineage: Eukaryota; Metazoa; Chordata; Aves; Pterocliformes; Pteroclidae. The annotation marks the transcript as partial. The record is from RefSeq and is a predicted model, not a curated record. The transcript is spliced from 3 exons. Gene Ontology annotation, biological process: regulation of transcription by RNA polymerase II.